AAUGCACGCAAUCAGGCGUGCCAAGUCCAAGGCGAUGUUCCUCCCGGGAAGUCCGUACCAGCUAGAGCUCGAGGAGGCAGAAAAGAAGCUACGAUCGAUCGAAGAGGUCACCGCUUACACCCAGAUGCUCCGAUCGUGUCGCGACUCGACCCGAGCGAGAGAAAUCCACGCAGACAUCACAAGAUCCGAGCACGCCCACAACACAUUCCUCGCCAAUCUCACCGUGGAGAUGUACGGCAAGUGCGCCGAGCUUGAUCUCGCCCGCGAGGCGUUUGAUCGGAUCUUUCAGCCGAAUCUUUACUCCGCGACCAUCAUGCUCGACGCAUAUGCCCGCAACGGGCAUAUGCUUCAAGCCCAGCGGAUAUUCGACGCCAUGGAGGUUCGCAAUGUGGUCGCCUGGACGGCCAUGGUAUCUGGAUAUUCUCGUUCAGGGCAUCUUGCCCAAGCUAGGUGCGUGUUUGAUAGAAUGCCGUACAGGAAUGUGGUCACGUGGAACGCCAUUUUGGCGGCAUAUUCGGCGGACUCGGAUCUUUUCGCGAUGGAGUGCUUGUACGGUGAGAUUCCAGAACCCGAUAUUUUCACUGGAAACAUUAUAAUAUCCGCAUAUGCCCAAUCAGGGAAUCUUGCAUCUGUCGAAAAAACACUUGAUACCAUGAAAACAAGGGACGUAUUUACGUGGAAUGGAUUAAUCCUUGCGUGUAGCACUUCUUGGCACAUCCAGGAAGCAAAGCGGAUAUUCGAGCUAAUGCCAAAGAGGGAUCUAGUAUCGUAUAAUACCGUGCUUUCGGCAUAUGCCCUUUUUGGGCAUCUUGACGAGAUUCACGAGGUGUUUGUGACGAUGCCAAGCCGGGACGUUGCCACGUGGACGGCCCUGAUCGCGGCGUACGGGCAGGCCGGCUACGCGAGGGACGCAUCUGAAGCGUUCAAUCGCAUGCCUGUGCACGACAUCGUCGCGUCCAACGCUCUCCUUCAUGCAUUUGCCCAGAACGGGCAUCUUGACGAGGGAGAAGCGUUCUUCAAUCGCUCGAGGGAUCGCAACGUCGCGACGAUCAACACGAUGAUCUCGGCGUACGCGAGCAGGGGCCGUUUGAUUCCGGCCAGGACGCUUUUCGAGGCGAUGCAUCAUCGCGACAUCGUGUCGUGGAACGCGAUGAUCAAGGGCAGCGCGCACAGCGGCGAGGGGCUGUGGGCGCUGGAGCUCUUCCGGGCGAUGGAGCUGGAGGGAUUUCGCGCGGACGAGACGACGAUGGUGGGCGUGCUCAUGGCGUGCGCUCGGGCGGGUCUCGUGGAAGACGCGCGGAUCUACUUCGCGGCCAUGGGCGAGGAUCGGCGAUUGCGCCGCCAGGAGGAGCACUACUGCUGCAUGAUCGAUGCGCUGGGCCGAUCCGGGCGCACUGGCGAGGCCGAGGAGCUCAUCGAUUCCAUGCCAUUCGAGCCGCGCGGAGUGGCGUGGUCGACGCUGCUGGCCGCGAGUAGAGCUCACGGCGAUGCUCGCCGGGCGGAUCGAGCAACGCGAUGCCUGGCGAAGCUAGAGAGCGCGGAUUCCAGCCCCGCGGUAAUCGAUCGAAUCGAGGAAGUGCCACUCCCGCCCAAGAAGCUCUAGAAGUUCUAGGCUAGGGUUUAUGGGCCAAUGGAUUAUAGCCUCGCGGCGCCAAAGCUCUUGGUCAGCGAUCUCGCAAGGGCGAGCACGGGCGCUAGCGCGGCAAGAUCUCCCAUCACCACCAUUGGAGCUCUUCGAUUUCAGCGUGUCUGGAUCCAGGGCGUGAUCGUAGAUUGGAGAGGAAAUUCCUUGGCUCUCGACGAUGGCAGCGCGAUUGUGGAGCUACAUUUCCCGGAUGCCGAGGAUAAGCGCUCGUCAAAACCUGGCAUGUACAUGCUCAUAGCCGGGGCUUACAAUCCAGCAGAGAAGAAGAUCACGGUAAGUUCUCUCUCUCUCUCUCUCUCUCUCUCUCUCUCUCUCGGAGGUAAUGUGAUCUAUCUCCUUGAGUUUUCUCGAAUCGUUUUGAUCAUCUCUCUCUCGAUCGAUAUCGAUCUAAACUUUGUCUUCCAGGUUCACAAGCUCGUGGAUCUCUCCUCCUCGCCCAACGCCGAGUCCUUCUGGAGCUUCGAAGUGAUCGAAGCAUACCAUAUGUUUUAUAAAAGCCAAAUGGACGAACCAACCUGAAGAACACCAAGAAAAGAAGAAGGUGCGUUAUCUUUUACAGAGGCCUAUCUUUUACAGAGGCCUGCUGGCGGAUUGAAGUUAUCAAUCUUUCGAUCUAUAUACUUCCGAUGAUCGCUGCGAAACAGAAAGAAGACGAUCAAUAGAAAUCAAAUCAGUGAAGCAAACAAAGCCCUUACCUUUA
Molecule: messenger RNA, 2345 nt
Organism: Selaginella moellendorffii
Lineage: Eukaryota; Viridiplantae; Streptophyta; Lycopodiopsida; Selaginellales; Selaginellaceae
Product: pentatricopeptide repeat-containing protein At4g02750
Exons: 3
Coding region: 2-1603 (533 amino acids)
Molecular function (GO): protein binding
Source: RefSeq, a predicted model, not a curated record